UCCCGCUGGGGCAGGAGGAGGAGGAGGGAGAGCCAAGGGGGCUGUGAGUGAGGGGGAGAAGCUGGGUGUGAGCCGGACUUGCCCGCGGGAGGGAGAACGAGCGAGAGCCGAGCCAGCCUUCCGAGCCGCCUCCUCCUCCUCCCCUCGGCGUCCCGCCCCCGCCUGCCAGCCCGCCCUCCUCCCUGCUCUGCUCGCAGAGCUCGAUCGAGUGAGGCGCAGCUCGGCUAGCGCCGUUGUCCGGGACAGGUGUGCGCGCGCGCGCCCUCCUCCCCUCCCCCUUUCCUCGCGCUUGCCUAGCGCCUGCCUCGCGCGCGCCCUUCCUCCCUCCAGCCUGCGCCCUCCCUCACCUGCGGCAGGACAGCGCCCGCCCGCCUGGAUCUCGCGAGAGUGGCUGACUGGCUGUGGGGGUUGCGGCGGCAGCAGGCGGAGCCGGGGAGGGAAAGCAGCGGCGGCUGAGGCGACUGAGGCGGCGGGCGGAGCGGCAGGCGGCGGCGGCGCGGCAGCGGAGCGCAGCAUCAUGGCGGACCGAGACAGCGGCAGCGAGCAGGGUGGUGCGGCUCUGGGCUCGGGCGGCUCCCUGGGGCACCCGGGCUCAGGCUCCGGCUCCGGCGGGGGCGGUGGUGGCGGCGGGGGCGGCGGCGGCAGUGGUGGCGGCGGCGGCGGCGGGGCCCCGGGGGGGCUGCAGCACGAGACGCAGGAGCUGGCCUCCAAGCGGGUGGACAUCCAGAACAAGCGCUUCUACCUGGACGUGAAGCAGAACGCCAAGGGCCGCUUCCUCAAGAUCGCUGAGGUGGGCGCGGGCGGCAACAAGAGCCGUCUCACUCUCUCCAUGUCAGUGGCUGUGGAGUUCCGCGACUACCUGGGCGACUUCAUCGAGCACUACGCACAGCUGGGCCCCAGCCAGCCGCCCGACCUGGCCCAGGCACAGGACGAGCCGCGCCGGGCGCUCAAGAGCGAGUUCCUGGUGCGCGAGAACCGCAAGUACUACAUGGAUCUCAAGGAGAACCAGCGCGGCCGCUUCCUGCGCAUCCGCCAGACGGUCAACCGGGGGCCUGGCCUGGGCUCCACGCAGGGCCAGACCAUUGCGCUGCCCGCGCAGGGGCUCAUCGAGUUCCGUGACGCUCUGGCCAAGCUCAUCGACGACUAUGGAGUGGAGGAGGAGCCGGCCGAGCUGCCCGAGGGCACCUCCUUGACUGUGGACAACAAGCGCUUCUUCUUCGAUGUGGGCUCCAACAAGUACGGUGUGUUUAUGCGAGUGAGUGAGGUGAAGCCCACCUACCGCAACUCCAUCACCGUGCCCUACAAGGUGUGGGCCAAGUUUGGACACACCUUUUGCAAGUACUCGGAGGAGAUGAAGAAGAUUCAAGAGAAGCAGAGGGAGAAGCGGGCUGCCUGUGAGCAGCUCCACCAGCAGCAGCAGCAGCAGCAGGAGGAGACUGCCGCUGCCACCCUGUUACUGCAGGGUGAGGAGGAAGGGGAAGAAGAUUGAUCAAACUGAAUGAAAACUCCCACACACACAUGCAUACACACAUACACACACACACAGCCACAAACACAGAGAAAAUAUACUGUAAAGAAAGAGAGAAAAUAAAAAGUUAAAAAGUUAAAAAAAAAAAAAGAUAUAACUGUUAACUCCAAGGGAGCACCACCCACAGAACCUCCACCAACUGACAGUUUCUCUUCUUGACUUGCCACCCAUCGCUGGAUGUUGUCCACUUUAUCCACCAUAUAAAACAGUAAGCAGCUGCUAAAAACAAAAAAAUACAAAAAGUAAUAACAUUAUAUGAACUGUGUUUCCUACUUGAUUAAAAAAUAUAAAGAACUGAGUGUUUAUUUCCCUAAUUAACCAAGAACUUUUGUACACGUUUAAGCUAUUAUUAUUAAAGUGUUUGCAAAAUGGUCAAGAUUAUAAUAUUGCUGAAUUAUAUAAAAGUCCUUUUCAUGUUGAGCUAACAUUUGACUUUAGCACAAAAAAAGAGAUAUUUUAGAACACGUAAAAUAAUAUUUUUAGUUUUUCUCAUUUUGUUACCAAAUUUCAAACCUUACAUGGAGGUUAUUAUAGUAUAUUUGACACCCUAUAUACCUGUGAUUAGAGAUGUGUAUAUAUAUGAGGGCUAGGCAUGCUGUGUGUCUGAGCUUUGUCUAAAUGUUAUGCAGAAGUUUGUAGAGUUAAAGGUACGUAGGUUUAAUUCAUGCAAGGUAAACAAUAAGUGCUCUCUUUUAUACAAUAUGCAUUGCAUCUGGACCUUAAACAUAUAAAAAUGGUCAGUGAAACUUCUGUGAACAUGAAGAAAUUAUUAAAAAAAGGCAUUUAAAUGAAAUUUGCUAAGUUGUGAUUUUUAUGGUUGGAACCAAAGUUAUUCAAAUAGUAAAAGGAAAAAGAAAGAAAGAAAAAGGAAAUCUCCCAUAAUAUUUUUCUGCAUCUGUUUGCUUUGAGUAGGUGUUUUGUCAUUAUUGUGUAUAUGAGAUGUACUUGUAUCGUUCAUAAUAUAUUUUUUUUAUUAUGUGUAGAAAGAUUUUAAAAAACUAACGUGCAGCAAUUUCCAGUGAACCUGUACUUGGACAUCAGGUAGUGAGUCUAUUUGUGGUCACUAGCACUGUCUCCUAAACUUGUAAGAGGUCUGAAGCUAUCCUUUGAUUUUUGCCAGUGCUGUUAACUAUGUAGACCUGUUAAAAAGCAGAGCAACACAAUUAGUUAUCCUACUGAGCCAUGGAUUCUGAGUUUAAAAAUGAAAGCCAAGUUGGUGUAUGUAAAGGAUUUCCAUGUAGCUGAGGUGCUAGUUAUUACUGGCUACAUUAUAUGCUAAGUGUAUUUGUGUUCCCCAAGUGUAAAAGCCUUCUAUCAAAAGUAUGUUCUAUAACUCAUAUAUUCAAGGUGUAGGGUAUGAAAAUGCAAAGCUUAGGAGAGCACUUUAUCAAGCUGGUGUCCUCCAAACUGAAAUUGUUUGUAACGAUAGUCUUUUACAGGUUUUCAUUUAAAGAUGUUUGUGUGCUUUUAAUUGACAACUAACUUCUUGCUGCUGUAUAGUAAAAUAUUAAUAUAUUUUUAUCAUUAAACUGCUGCAUGACUAUCA
This is a messenger RNA of Lemur catta (Ring-tailed lemur), 3074 nucleotides long. It is a transcript of the gene PURA, whose product is annotated as purine rich element binding protein A. Gene Ontology annotation, molecular function: purine-rich negative regulatory element binding; RNA polymerase II transcription regulatory region sequence-specific DNA binding; DNA-binding transcription factor activity, RNA polymerase II-specific. Gene Ontology annotation, biological process: regulation of transcription by RNA polymerase II. Lineage: Eukaryota; Metazoa; Chordata; Mammalia; Primates; Lemuridae. The record is from RefSeq and is a predicted model, not a curated record. The transcript is spliced from 2 exons. Gene Ontology annotation, cellular component: nucleus. The coding region runs from base 518 to 1489 and encodes 323 amino acids.